Belonocnema kinseyi is the source of this 2376-nucleotide messenger RNA. Its product is annotated as proton channel OtopLc-like. NCBI's taxonomy places the organism in Eukaryota, Metazoa, Arthropoda, Insecta, Hymenoptera, Cynipidae. The record is from RefSeq and is a predicted model, not a curated record. Gene Ontology annotation, biological process: proton transmembrane transport. The transcript has 10 exons. Gene Ontology annotation, molecular function: proton channel activity. Gene Ontology annotation, cellular component: membrane. Bases 145 to 2229 code for a protein of 694 amino acids.
GUAAUGUGUUCAACUUUAGGGGGUGGAAAUAUUUGGAUUUUUCGCGCGUGUUGUGAAAAGUGCAAAGGAUUUUUGCAAAAAAAUGAUCGAUGAUUUUAAUCGAGAAAAAAGCAAAUAAGUUUCAAAGGGGUGCAUGGAUCUUUAAUGGAUCAAGAGGCUCGACUGGGAUUCUUCAAACGACCUAUCAAAAGAUACAGAGGACAUACGAGUCGUUGUAAAAAAUCUCAGUUCGGAAUGCCGAGGUCCACUUUGCAGCCAAUCGAGGAGUCGAAUUCGGCGAAAUCGACGAGUAAUGAACAACAUGAUAAGGAUAGUUUGAACGAAACCGGAAGCACUACGGGUGGCACAGUGGAGGGUGCACCUGGGGGUAGCCCCGGAAGGGGUGAAAGGUCCAAGGAAACGGAAUCUCCACCUCAGGAACCUUCUACGUCCGCGGUGCCCCCCAGGUCCCUCGUAUCCAGGAUACUCGCCAGGGCCAGGUCGCCCGAAGAACUUUUAGACCAUUCCGAACCUUUUUCUCAAUUAUGGAUCGUACUAUCAAAUGUAUAUGGGGAGCUCGUGGUGAUAAUGAUGAUGGCUCUCUGUUUGGCGGAAGUAAUGGAUACACCCGUCCCUCUACUCAGUUUACAGGGAAUCUUUCUGCUGUAUAUGUACGUGGGAAGCAUUGCUGUAAUUAUAAGCAUUUACCUCUGGGUCUUGAUAGACAGUUGCGGUAGUCUGGGAAGAAAUGGUGUUGGGAUUGAAAUGGACGAUGCGGAACUUGGUGGAGCAUCUCUCACAAGAUUUGGGUCCCUCAAAAGGGCCCAUAUUUCAAGAUCAAGAACCACAACUACCAGUUUUUACAUUCGCGUUGGGGCCUUACUUUUUGGUCUGGCGACUCUAGUCUUCAAUGGACUGGAAAUGGCGAUGCAUUCGAUGAUGCAAGGGGGAUCUUGUCUUAGUGAUAUCGUUUUUGUUCAUCCUGUUCUUCAUGGACUCUUCACCUUCCUACAAAUGCACUUUCUUUUUGUUAAUUCACAAGUUCUCGUAGAGAGAUUUGGACUAGCAGCGAGAUUUGGUUUUACUCACCUGGCUGCAACAAAUAUUGCUGUGUGGGCUCGCUUAGUAAUUUGGGAUUCUGCUUUAGAAUGGACUUAUUUUGUCCAUCUAGCUCAAAGAGGUCUUCAAACUUCUUCCUCCCCUUUACAUCUGCGAGGGUUUCCUCUUUCUUUGACGAGGCACACGAGAGAUGUUCUAGGCGAAGAAGUCAUUAGUGAUGAUGUUUACAAAACGUACGAACCAAUUUCUAAGGAGCAAAUUUCUCAAGUUGUAGCUUUGCAAAAUUGUCUAAAUGGCAGUUCUCUGGGCCAGUUGUGGACCUCCAGUUUACCUUAUUUAUACCCAUUUAUUGUUCAGUUCAGUUUAAUAGCGGCAGCUGUGACUUUUGUAAUGGGUCAAAAUGUUGGACGCGGUCGUCACUCACAUAAACACAAAUUUCACAGCAUCAAAGAAGUGGCAACGCACGGCAGAGUCAGCUGCGAUGGAUCAAGCAAAGGUCUCUUCCUCGGAAUUCUCUGCAUGGUUGCUGGAAUCGUCGUGAUUCUCAUCUUUUUGGUAGUCAGAGAAGAUGAAAAUUUUCCUCCAGCGACGCUAUCCUGGUUGACCUGUGGAACCCUCAUUGCUAUCCUGAGUCUCAGUGGUUUGAUGACAGCUAGUGGAUUGGUUCAAAUUCGUCAAAUGUCGAUUGUAACGAGAGCUCCAGCAGCUCUCGACAAUUUACUCUCAAACGUUUCACUUUUCGGAAUCCAACUCUACUCCGUCUUCACAAUUGUCGUUUGCAUCUGUUCCCUAAAUUGGACAGAAAAUGAGGAGUCUCAAGGAAGAUAUAUAAUGUUGCUCUCUGCAUCAGUUCUUCAGCUAAUUCAGAGCUACGCUCAAAGUACUUUAAUGGCAGAAGCUUCCAAAAGGUCCUGCAUCACUAGAUACCAGAUGAUGGCGAAACCAGCAAGGCAGGUCAUCACCUUCCUCCUUUUUAGCAACGCUGUUUUGUGGGCAUUCGAUACAGUUAUCACACAUAACUGGAUUUCUCAGGAACUCCAACUCAGGUUCUUUGGUGUCCUCGCUUGGGGAAUCAUCUCUAGGAUCGGACUUCCCUUGCUCAUUUUUUACAGAUUUCAUAGUUGUGUUUUGCUUCUGGAGGCCUGGAACAAGUGCUACAGGACACCGAGAGGAGAUCAUCCGCUUAACUGACGACGCGGAAAGUCCAGAGGGCUUAAAUCCAGAUCAAAACUGAGACACCAUCGCAGAAAAAUGACCUUGAGGUUCCAGAAAAGUAUCCGGAAUCCGCGACGCAGAGGAUCAAAAACCCCUCUCUGCAAAAACUCGGUAACCUUGGAA